This is a messenger RNA of Heterocephalus glaber (naked mole-rat), 5773 nucleotides long. Lineage: Eukaryota; Metazoa; Chordata; Mammalia; Rodentia; Bathyergidae. The record is from RefSeq and is a predicted model, not a curated record.
AUGCGAUUUCAUCUGACCCUUUUUUUGCACCUCAGGUGGCUCGGGUACCUGAAAGCUCAAGAUGAAUGCGACACAGGUGCCUGUCAUCCUGCCCCUGGCGAUCUCCUCAUGGGCCGCGUUUCCCAGCUCACAGUGUCUUCUACCUGCAGGCUGAACGCAGCCCAGAAGUACUGCAUCCCCAGGUACCUGGAGGGAAAGCAAAAGUGCUUCAUCUGUGACUCCCGAUUUCCAUACAACCCUUACACCCAACCCGACAGCCACACCAUCGAGAAUGUAAUUACAAAGUUUGAACCAGACAGAGAAAAGAAAUGGUGGCAAUCUGAAAAUGGUAUUGAUCACGUGAGCAUCAGGUUGGACCUAGAGGCGCUAUUCCAGUUCAGCCACCUUAUACUGACCUUUAAGUCUUUUCGGCCUGCUGCAAUGUUAGUGGAACAUUCCAUGGACUUCGGACACACCUGGAAAGCACUGAAGUACUUCGCACAAGACUGCACUGCCUCCUUUCCUGAGGUCCCACCUGGACAGGCCCAGGGAGUCGGAGACCUUGUUUGUGACUCCAGAUACUCAGAUAUUGAGCCUUCAACAGGUGGUGAGGUUGUUUUAAAAGUUUUGGAUCCCCGCUUUGAAAUAGAAAGCCCUUACAGCCCCUAAAUCCAGGACCUCGUGACACUGACAAGCCUGAGGAUAAACUUUACCAAACUCCACACCCUUGGGGAUACUUUAUUUGGAAGGGAGCAAAACGACUCCCUGGAUAAAUACUACUACGCGCUGUACAAGAUGGUUGUUCGGGGGAGCUGUUUCUGCAAUGGCCACGCCAGUGGAUGUGGCCCACUGCAGAAGGCUCGGGGAGACCCUUCCAGCCCUGCGGGAAUGGUCCGCGGCCGCUGUGUCCGUCAGCACAACACCGCCGGCCCCCACGGCGAGCGCUGCGAGGACUUCUUCCAGGACGCUCCUUGCAGGCCCGCCGUGGGCCCUGGGGACAGCGUCUGCCGACAAGGAGCUCUCCUCUCCUUCGCAGCCUGUCACUGCAACGGCCACUCGGACCGCUGUCACUUCGACCCGGCCGCGUACCUGGCCAGCAGCGGCGUGAGCAGCGGCGUGUGUGAGAGCUGCGCACACCACACCGAGAGCGCACACUGCGCGCCGCGGGAGCGCUGCCGGCCGCGCUUCUACCGACCUUGCAGGGCCGCCUCCCACCCGCGCGCCUGCCUGCCCUGUGAGUGCGACGCUGAUGGGAACGUGUCUGGCGGCAUUUGUGUGAGCCACUCUGAGCCUGUCUCGAGCGCUGUGGCCAGCCAGUGCUUGUGUAAGGAGAACGUGCAAGGAGCCAAGUGUGACCAGUGCAAAGGCAACCACUACGGACUGAGCGCCUCAGGCCCCCGGGGCUGCCAGCCCUGCAACUGUGACCCCCUCGGGAGCCUGCCGGUCUCAGCUUGUGACGCAGAUACAGGCCAGUGUUUGUGCAGGGCCUUUGUCACCGGACCACGCUGCAAAGAGUGCGCCGUUGGCUACUGGGGCCUGGGCCCUCAUCUCCAUGGAUGUUCUCCCUGCGACCGUGAUACUGGAGGUGCUUAUUCUAACACCUGCACACCCGAGGAUGGGCAGUGUGAAUGCCGCUCCCACGUUGUUGGCCGAAGCUGCACCAAACCUGCCCCCGGCUACUUCUUUGCUCCUUUGAAUUUCUACCUCUCUGAGGCAGAGGAAGCCACGCCCCUCCAAGGACUGGCGCCUUUGGGAAAGAUAUUUACAUUCCUCUUGGUGACUUUUGGCCAGGUGCCACCGGUUCACGUUGUUUUCUGAGAGCCUGUUCCUGGGAACCCAGUUACAUGGACCGGACCUGGAUUUGCCAAGGUUCUCCCUGGGGCUGGCUUGAGAUUUGUUGUCAACAACAUUCCUUUUCCCAUGUACUUCACCAUCGCCGUUCGCUAUGAAACUCAGUCUGCAGCUGACUGGGCUGUCCAGGUGGUGGUCACCCGAGGAGGGAGCGGCUACUGCACACCCAAGACUCCACGGCCCAAGCCUCCGACUUUUGCGUUACCGGCGACCGCCAGAGUUGUGCUGCUUCCCACACCCAUCUGUUUAGAGCCAGGCAUGCAGUAUUCCAUCAAUGCCUAUUUUUCUCAGUCUUUGGAAGGAGAGUCCUACACUCACUCCCAUAUCCUGGUGUAUUUGCUCGACCUUAUUCCCCGAACCUGUCCAUUAGAGGCUUCCUGCAGGCAGCAGGCCAUGGCGGAGGAUCAGCUGCACAGCUGUGUUGAAGCCACCUCGGAAGUGGGGCCUCGAGUGGUCCCCGGUGCGUGUGAAAGGCUGGUCGCCAGCAUCUCGGCCAAGCUGCACAACGGCGCAGUGUCCUGCAAGUGCCACCCCCAGGGCGUGGUCGGGCCCCAAUGCAGCCCAUUGGGAGGCCAGUGCCAGUGCAAACUCCGCGUGGCUGGGCGCUGCUGUGACAGGUGCUCCGCGGGAAGCUGUGGUUUGGGACAUCAUGGCUGUCACCCAUGUGACUGCCAUCCUCAAGGCUCAGAGAACACGGUAUGUGACCCAAUAACUGGUCAGUGCCCCUGCCACGGAGAGGCGGCCGGCCGCCGUUGUGAUCAGUGUCUGGUGGGCUACUUUGGAUUUCCCAGCUGUCGCCCAUGCCCUUGUAAUGGGUUUGCUGAACUUUGUGAUCCAGAGACAGGGUCAUGCUUCAAAUGCAGGGGCUUUACAACUGGAAGAAACUGUGAAAGGUGCAUCGAUGGUUACUAUGGAAACCCUUCUUUAGGACAAUCUUGUCGACCUUGCCUGGGUCCAGAUGUUCCCUCGAGCAGUCGGUAUUUUGCCCGUUCAUGUUAUCAGAAUCCUCGGAGCUCAGAUAUAAUCUGCAAUUGUCUGCAGGGUUAUACAGGGACCCAGUGUGUGGAAUGCGCUCCUGGUUUCUAUGGCAAUCCACAAGUUUGCGCACCUUGCCAGCCAUGUGUCUGCAACCACAACAUAGACGUGACUGACCCAGAGGCCUGCAGCCGGGUGACAGGCCUCUGCCUUCAAUGUCUGCACAAUACCCAGGGCCCAAACUGCCAGCUCUGCAAAGCAGGUCACUUUGGCUCUGCCCUCAAUCAGACCUGCAAAAGCUGCUCCUGCCAUCCUCCCAGGGUGAGGCCCUCGGAGUGUCCGUGCCUCUGUGACCCUCUCACUGGGGCGUGCCCUUGCCUGCCCAAUGUCACCGGCCUGGCCUGUGACCGCUGUGACGAUGGAUACUGGAACCUGGUCCCUGGCAGAGGGUGUCAGCCGUGCAACUGUGACUCCAGGACCUCUCGGAAUAGCCACUGUGACCAGCUUACAGGCCAAUGUCCAUGCAAAUUAGGCUACGGUGGGAAACGCUCCAAGGAGUGCAAGAAUUAUUAUGCGGAUCCAUUCGGGCGAUGCAUGCCAUGCAAUUGCAACAGGGAAGGAACCCAGCAGCCCUUCUGUGACCCGGCCACGGGCGUGUGUCACUGCCGGGAGGGAGUCAGCGGCCAGCAGUGUGACCGCUGCGCCCGGGGUCAUGGCCAGGAAUUCCCUACUUGCCUUCGACGUCACCUCUGCUUUGAUCAGUGGGACCAUGUCACUUCUUCCCUCUCUGAAGCAGUGCGAGGGUUGAUUAGACUGGCUGCUAAUGUGCAAGUCAGCUGUGAGGCCGAGUUCAGAGGCCUCAAAGAAAGCCUGUCUGACAUAACCAGGAUUUUGAAACAUCCUGUUUUCUCAUCCGGAGAGCUCCUAACAGUCCAGGAUUACCAUGACUCUGCAAGAAAACAGAUCAUGCAGCUAAGUGAACAACUGAAAACAGUGUAUGAAUUUCAAGAUCUGGAAGAAACCACUGUAAGACUGAGGAAUGAAACAGAUCUCUUGCUUGAAUACCUUCAGCAGCAGAUGAAUUUGCAAUCCAGUGUCCUGAAUGCAAGUAUUGUGGAUUGCUUAGAAAACAUCAAGAAGUAUUAUCACAUAUCAUCAUCUGCUGAAAAGAAAACUAACAAAACUAGUUCCAUCAUAAAUAACUCUAAAAACGCCAGAAUCGGCUUGCUUACCAUUUUGGAUACACUGACCUCAAAAGAAAACUUGUUGGAGAAAUUAAAACAGAUUAAAAUAACAGAUAUCCAAAUUUUGAAUGAAAAGGUGUGCGGAGGACCAGGGAACCUGUCGUGCAGCCUCUCGCCCUGUGGGGGCGCUCUCUGCACGGGCCCCGGCGGGCGCAGGCGGUGCGGCGGGCCUAGCUGUCAAGGCGCCCUGAUGCUCGAGAGCGACGCGCGCGGAAAGGCCCAGGAGGCGGAGUCUGUGAGUCAGAAUCUGGACAACCAGGCCCAAGGGCUGAAGAAUCGGAUAAAAAAUAUAAGUAAACUGGUAGACAUCUCCAAAAACAAUGCCAUACUGCUAAGUGAGAAACUGGAAAAUAUGAAAAACCAAAGUGAAACUGAGGAAGAAAAAAAUGAAGCUUUUCAUCAGAAAAGCAAAAAACUUUUUGUUAAGGAAAACGUGCCUCCCGAGGACAUACAGAAGGUCGCGAAUCAUGUCCUUGACAUCCACCUACCAAUAACAUCACAAAAUUUAACCUGUGAACUUGAGGAAAUACAGAAACUUAUACAACUGUGUGAGAACAACAGGACAGAGAAGAACAGGCUAAAUAAAGCAACAGAUGGAGCCUGAAAGCUUUUGGAGGAGGCGAAAGUAGCUGAGAAAGCAGCAGAUGUUCUCUCAAACCCUGACAAAGUGGUGGACAACUUGGAGCAAGCGAAAAUCACUCAAGGCCAGGCAGACUCUGCCGUCACACAGCUGAUGGCUGAGAUAACACAAAUGAGAAAGAGUGCACUGCAGGCUGAAAACGGAGCCAAGGAAGUGAAGAAUAAGCUGGACUUAGCAAAGCACCACCCAGAGCCAGAGGGUGGACUCGCCAUGCUGCAGACCAAGUGGCAAAGGAACCAAGCCCAGGCGGGCAGGGCCACAGAGCAGGCGGGGUCAGCGAGUCACCAAGCUGAGGGUGCCAGGUAGAAGUUGGUUGAGCUGAGAAAACAGUAUGCUUUUCUUCAACCUGAGACCAGCACUGCAGGACUAAUAAAGGAAACAUUAGAAAGAGUGAAACAGCUAAAAGAUGCUGCAGAAAAACUGGCUGGAGAGACAGAGGACAAGAUGAAAAGAAUAGCAGAUUUAGAAAAGAAGAUCCAGGAUUUGAACCUAAAUAGACAAGAAAAAGCUAAUCAACUGCAACAAUUACAAGACCAAGCCAUUGCCAUUAAAAAUGAAAUUGUUGAGCAAGAAAAUAAAUAUGCCACCUGCCACAGUUAGGCAGAGCUGCAGCACAAAGGCUAUUCCUGUGUGUCUGGCACAAACUGCACAGCUGUGCUGAACUUGUGAAAUCCAAAGGUGGCCUCUCCUCCUGUUUCCCUGUUCUCACUGCAGACCUGCCCAGUGCGGCCAGAGGAAGGGACCAGGGAGAGAAAGGCCACCACCAGCACCUCCUCAUAACGGAAAGAGGGAAGGAAAGAGAUGUCUCAGUUUCAAAAACCUUUCCUCUUGCCUCUUUUUUCUUUCAAAACUUAAAAAUUAUUGGUGUAUGUGGCAAGGGAAAAUGUAAAUACGUUCUCUACUUACUAAUAGUCAUUUCAGUCCAAUGGCCCUAAACAUUUAAAUCAAGAUCUCUACUACUUGGAAGGAGUAAAUAUGGAUGUCAUGAACUGGGUUUUCCUAUGCUUUCCAUUUAUUUGAAUUGGCUUUUAUUUGUAAAACUAUUAUUCCAUUCUGAAUAAAAUGGUACUUGUGUUUAUGCCCA